Cyanidioschyzon merolae strain 10D is the source of this 933-nucleotide messenger RNA. Its product is annotated as similar to diacylglycerol acyltransferase type 2B. Gene Ontology annotation, molecular function: diacylglycerol O-acyltransferase activity. The transcript has a single exon. Bases 1 to 933 code for a protein of 310 amino acids. Gene Ontology annotation, cellular component: endoplasmic reticulum membrane. The record is from RefSeq and is a predicted model, not a curated record. Gene Ontology annotation, biological process: triglyceride biosynthetic process. Lineage: Eukaryota; Rhodophyta; Bangiophyceae; Cyanidiales; Cyanidiaceae.
AUGCCUCUACGGACCUACAUAUUUCCUACUCGGGUUGCGCGCUUACUUUCCGUGACAUCUUUCAUUGUAACCGUCUUCUUAUGUCACUGGAACUUCAUCAAGGCAGCCCUGUUGGCCUAUGCUUUUAUCUUUUUCGACGAUGGCCCGCUUCACGGUGAGCGCUACUGGCCGGCGUUCGCGCGCCUCCCGCUGUGGAAGUGGUACGUGCAACGAGUUCUGAACGUGCACCUUCACGCCGAGUGCGGCAUCCUAGAUUCGAGUCAAAAGUACAUAUUUGCAGCCCAUCCGCACGGAAUCCUCGCUUGGCAGCAUUACGCGACGUUUACGGAUGGUUGCGACUUUUUGAGCAAGGUAGCGCCGGGGCUGGAACGGCGCGACCUUGUGGCGUCGGCGCUGCUUUGGUGUCCAUUCAUACGCGACUUUGCGCUCUGGUUGGGCUGUGUGGAUGCGUCACCUUCGGUUGCAGAGCGGCAACUGCGACUCGGACGCAGCUUGCUUAUCUUCACGGGCGGUGAACACGAACAGGUUCUAGCCGAGCCAUAUUGUCAGCGCAUUGUUCUUCGCAAGCGAAAAGGUUUCCUGCGUCUGGCGCUGCGCCACGGUGCCCAUAUUCUUCCGGUCUAUGCGUUUGGUGAAAACGAACUAUAUGUAACAUGGCCUAGGUUUGCGCAACGUUUUCGACUGUGGCUCGUGCGUCGCACACGUGUUCCACUGCUGCUGUUUCGCGGGCGCUGGUUUACCUUGUGGCCAGAUACACGCGUUCCUGUCCAUGUUGUGAUUGGUAAACCAGUGCGCGUACCCGGACCGAUCAACGAGCCGUCUGACGAGCAGAUUCUCGCGCUACAAAAGCGCGUUUUAGACGCAUUUGUUCAAUUAUUCGAGCGUCAUAAGGGCCGGUUUGGCUACGGGAAGCAGGACCUGCUCAUUGUAUGA